Molecule: messenger RNA, 1944 nt
Organism: Capronia epimyces CBS 606.96
Lineage: Eukaryota; Fungi; Ascomycota; Eurotiomycetes; Chaetothyriales; Herpotrichiellaceae
Exons: 2
Coding region: 1-1944 (647 amino acids)
Molecular function (GO): protein binding
Source: RefSeq, a predicted model, not a curated record
AUGGCUUCGGUAACCAGCCUGGACCAAGAUAUGCGCAAGUUGCGCCUGGAUCGGUACACGCCCGGCGCUGUCAAGGAAGUGAGGAAUUGGAUUGAAAGCAUCCUGGGAGAGAGGCUACCUCCCGGCGACUUAAUGGAUGCGCUCAAAGACGGCGUUGCACUUUGCAAGCUCGCUAACCUGGCCGUCGCUCCAGGUGUCAAGUACAAGCAGUCCAAUAUGCCAUUCGUACAAAUGGAAAACAUAUCCCAGUUCCUUCGCGCUUGCGAGAUGCCGCCGUUGAAUCUCCCCUCCCACGACCGUUUCCUCACAGUUGACCUUUACGAUUCCAAAGACCCUGCGCAAGUCUUGCAAUGUAUUGCCGCGUUCAGCCGCGCAGCAAAUACAGUCAACCCUUCAGUCUUUCCCACCACCUUAGGUGCAAAGAGCAAAGGGUCCGGUAUGAGCCCGCAAGGUACUGGUUCUAGCGGGCCAAGAUCGCCAGCAUAUACCACAACCACGACCACAACCAGGCCACGCGGAACAAGCAACACGACUGCAGACAGUCCAGCCAUCGCCUUCAAUAGCGUCAAUAGAGCUACUUACUCGGGCCGAGUCAGUCCGACCAAGACUACUCUCGCGCGAGGAGGGCUUGCAACCGGGGGGAACGUGAGCAGUUGGAGCAAUAGGAGUGAUGAGGGUACGACAGCGCCGGCCUGGAACAUACAUCAAUACGGAUAUAUGGGAGGUGCAAGCCAAGGAAACCAAGGCGUUGCAUUUGGGGCGCGGAGACAAAUCACAUCUCCCUCACCGAAUGUGCCAAGUCUGGCGGAGAAGGAAAAGCGUCUGAAAGAAGAGGCCGAAAGGAAACGACUCGAGGCGGAGGCACGUGAAAGGCAACAACGAGCGCAACGAGCGGCGGAAGAGGAGCAAGCCCGGCUAGACGAGGAGCGCAGAUGGGCCGAGGAGACGCGCCGACUGAGAGAGCAGGAAGUGGCAGACCAGCAGGCUGCGGAACGACAGCGUCUGCAAGAAGAGGAACGCGUUCGGCAAGAAGAACAGCGCCGCCAGCAACGCGCCUACGAUCGCGAUCGCGAUCGCGAGCAGGAAGCCGCCAAACAGGCGGACCGAGAAUCUCAAAUAGUCCAAGAACGCAAUCGUCAACGCACAGAGAGUGAUACCCGACUACACGGCCAGUUCCUCAGCCAGUACCGGGCGGAACAGGCUCGCUCUAACAUCACUUCUCCUCCCGCCACGCCACUCGUGGAGCAGCAGACGGCAGAAAGCCGACGGAUUGCGGAACUUGAGCGGCAACUGGAAGAAAUUAAAAGUCAACAAAGACAGCCCCAGGCCGAACCUUCCACCCCUCCGCUUCCCAGCAGGCCACAGGCGAGUCAGACGAGCAACGAAGACGACUGGAACCCAUCGGAAAGGGCAUAUUUGAAGCAGGAAUGGCAGAAAGCACAGGGCCUCGACAAUCGGGUGCCUCCAAAACCGGCACCUCCAGACGCCACUCCGACGGUGGUAUCAUCUCGCCCCCUUCCCGAUCCGGCAGCCUACGGGCCUGGCACAAACCGCACCGAUCGAUACCUGGCCUCUCAUCCAGCGCCGUCCCAACCUCAGGCGGCGUCUCACCGGCCGCAAGACUACUCCACCACCACAGAGGUCGAUCUGGAACGCGAGCGACGCAUCCAAUCGCAAGCACGCACCAAUGCGGGAGGUUGGGCCUCCAAGUCUCUUCUGGAACGCGAGAUGGAGCGCGAGCGAGAGCGUCAGCGAGAGUGGGAAGAGGGGCAGAGAGCAAUCGCGGCGAAAGCACGCGACCGGAACGAAGGGAGCCAGCCAGGGCAGACGUGGGAUGUGCAUCAAUAUGGAUACAUGGGCGGAGAUAGUCAAAACAGAGGCGGCCCCGGGCUGGGCGUGGGCGGAGCGAGGAGGCAAAUCAUCGGCCCGAGACCCCCUCCCUAA